Molecule: messenger RNA, 1296 nt
Organism: Penicillium macrosclerotiorum
Lineage: Eukaryota; Fungi; Ascomycota; Eurotiomycetes; Eurotiales; Aspergillaceae
Product: O-methyltransferase
Exons: 3
Coding region: 1-1296 (431 amino acids)
Molecular function (GO): O-methyltransferase activity
Source: RefSeq, a predicted model, not a curated record
AUGCCAUCCCUUACUGAAUUAGCUGAACAUGCUCUUGUCCUGGCAAAGCGUCUGGAUGCCUACACAGCUUCCAACGGAUUACCUCCAACUUCACUCGAACGGGAUACUCUUUCGCUUGCUGGUUUGUCCCAGGAUUUGCAUAGUAUUCGUCAUGAUCUGGGCGACAUCGCGCAGAUGAUAAAGCGACAGGUCAAUGACCCAGUCCGCAAUCUCACGGAGAUCAUGUUUAGCUUUACCGAUCUCUCUUCUCUCAAUAUCAUCUAUCGAUAUAACCUGCCAUCUAAAAUUCCAUUGGAACCAUCUAACAAGACGGUUUCCACUGAAGAAAUUGCUAAAGCAAGUGGUAUUCCCCAGAAUCUAUGCAGACGUGUUCUUGUGCACGCCAUGGAAAAUGGAAUAUUUGUAGAUGCUGGAGAGUGUCAAGUUGGUCACUCAUCUUUAUCCCGGUUACUAGCAACAGACCCUGGCGCAUUCCAAACGGUUGGCAUGCUUCUCGAUGAACUCAUGCCAGCAACGCUGCAUAUCCCUGAGGCUCUCAAGAAAUACGGAACCUCAAGCGAACCUAAUCAAACCGCCUACAACCUGGUCAACGAUACAUCAUUGCCGAUAUACCGCUUUCUUGAAGAGCGGCCAGAUCGCCGAUCCCGAUUUGGGACAACCAUGGGGUUUUUCUCCCGCGAUCAAGGUUUCAAUCUACAGCACCUUGUAAAUGGAUUCUCGUGGGCAUCUAUUGACCGCCCUGACGCCGUGGUUGUGGAUAUCGGGGGCGGCGUUGGCGUCGUAUGUCACAAGUUGGCAGAGGCGACUAAGCACAUGAAGUUUAUAGUGCAGGAUCUCCCAAUCCCUGUCAAACUAGGCCGGGAACAAAUUCCAGCGGAAGCAGAAUGGCGUGAUCGAGUUCAGUUUAGUGUUGGGGAUUUCCUAGAGCAGGAUCAGACAUUUAUUGGUGCUGAUGUUUAUUUCCUCCGCUGGAUUCUUCAUAACUGGAGUGAUGAAUAUUGUGUUCAGAUCCUCCAGCGUCUGGCGCCUGCAAUGCAGUGCCAUUCCAAGGUAGUGAUUUAUGAAUAUUUAUUAUCUGAGGGGCCGGAGUUUAAGUGGGAUCGGAAGCAAGGACGGAGUCUUGACAUGGUAAUGUACGCUUGCUGGAAUGGCAGUGAGCGUACCCUUACUGAUUUCAUUAGCAUUUUCAAGCGAGCUGAUAAGCGAUAUGUACUGGAUGGUGUUUCUUUACCCACCGGAAGCUCGAUGAGUAUCGUCUCUUUUGGAUGGAGGGAUAGUCAAAAUCAGUUAGCUUGA